AAGUAAAGCCUUCAUCAGAUAGAGCUAUAAAUACUAAAGCAAACAAUGGAUCUGUAUUCAGAUCAAUAUCAUAUAUACAGUUCAAUUUCUCUCUCAAUCUUCUCCUCUGUCAUCAUUCAGCAAACAUGGCUUCUUAUGCGCAGGCUAAUCCUCAAGCUUACCCUGCAACGCCAACCUCUUUCCCACCACAAGGACAGGCACCCUAUUCUGCACCUCCUCCAGUAGGGUACCCUACAAAUGACGAUGUUGCUUACCCUCAGCAGGUUCCGGCCAAGACCAAGAGUCGCGGCGAUGACGAUGGUUUCUGGAAAGGAUGUUGUGCUGCACUGUGUUGCUGCUGUGUUCUGGAGACCUGUUUCUAAGAGUGGAGUGACCAGUGAAAUGAUCAGUGAAAUUGUUUGAAUUAUCAUAGAGAACUGUAUGUUAGAUUACUUCUGAUGUAUUUUCACUUUUCAUUAUGUAUACGUGUUAUUUAUUAGUGGAGUUUGUAGCGGGUUUUUGCAUAUAA
This is a messenger RNA of Dendrobium catenatum, 508 nucleotides long. RefSeq names its product cysteine-rich and transmembrane domain-containing protein WIH2-like. Lineage: Eukaryota; Viridiplantae; Streptophyta; Magnoliopsida; Asparagales; Orchidaceae. The record is from RefSeq and is a predicted model, not a curated record. The coding region runs from base 126 to 362 and encodes 78 amino acids. Gene Ontology annotation, cellular component: plasma membrane. The transcript is spliced from 3 exons.